This is a messenger RNA of Nestor notabilis (Kea), 591 nucleotides long. RefSeq names its product chromosome unknown open reading frame, human C1orf174 (gene CUNH1orf174). The record is from RefSeq and is a predicted model, not a curated record. The annotation marks the transcript as partial. The transcript has 2 exons. NCBI's taxonomy places the organism in Eukaryota, Metazoa, Chordata, Aves, Psittaciformes, Psittacidae.
AAAGCAGCUGAGAGGCGACCCUCAAAGAGGCUGAAGACUGAACAUCCGGAUCUAGUAAAAUCUGAACCAGAAGGACUUGCAUGUGGAAGUGGAAACCUUGCUGCGCUGGGGGAAACACCUACAACAGCCGAUGGGGAUCAAGGUUCAGAGGAUCCAGGAGACCAUGAUGGAAUUCAACAGCAAAAAGGUGAAAGCAUUCCAGAGACUACCGAAGAGAAGCGGGAGAAGGAGCAUCCUGUGUCUCACAAGCCAGGGGUGGUGAAAUCCAGCAGCGCCCCGUCACAGCCGGGCAGUGGUGAUGAUGUGCAUGCUCGUGCCUGCAGUGAGGAGAGCAGCUGUGAGGAUGCGCUUUCGGAUGGCUCUGGCUCGGAGGAUGCUGAUCUCCCGAAGAAGCCGACGCGACUAGACAGCAGCGCCUUCGUGGAUGAGGACAGCAACCAGCCGAUGCCCAUGCACCGGUUCUUUGGCGAUGUUGAGUUUUUGCAGGACCUCCCAGCAGUUGCACUCCCAAGCACAACGAUGAGCAGGCGAGAAUUCAGAAAGCUACAUUUCAUUGCGAAGGAAGAGGAGGAGGAAGAGGAUGUUGUCUAA